This is a messenger RNA of Hymenoscyphus albidus, 4230 nucleotides long. The record is from the annotation of a GenBank genome assembly. Lineage: Eukaryota; Fungi; Ascomycota; Leotiomycetes; Helotiales; Helotiaceae.
GGGAAACACCGAAAAGCUUUCCCCCACCCAAAAGUUUACUCCCCUGAACCUUGGUAGCUCCUGAUUUAAAGAGAAUCCACAUCCCCCGCGCCGCAUUUGCUUUGGCGACCCAAAACUUUGUAACCGAGCUCGCUCCAAUUGAGAAGUACUGUAAUCUAAUCUACACUUGCGCUUGCACCUGCAGCUUCAGCUUUUCGACCGCUGUUUUCCAGCACGCAUAUCCACGCAUCUCCUCCAGUACUUCGGGUCCAGUGGGCGUCAUUCACAUCGUCACUCGUUGAUUUCCAGCACCACGGUGUUGGCCUCCUUUGGACUACAUUUCCAUUCUCCUUCUGCCAAUUGGUUUGCUCGGGCGUGGAUAGGAGCUUCCCACAGCACAGCAACCACCUGCACAAUUCCCAAAGCAAGCGAAGUAGUACAGUACGCUGCGAAAGAAAAAAAACCUCCCCCUCCUUGGAAUAGUUGCCAACGCCAACAGCUCUCAUUACUACCGCGCCAACGAAUUCCAACCACAUCUGCAACGUCUUCAACCGACCCAACUUGCUCUCAGGAGCUGUCCAAUCUGUGGCCAUCAACUCCCAACAAGCCCCCCACUUCAGUUGCUUGGGAUCCUCUACUACCCGCAGGUGCAUCCAUCACAUUUUUCACUUCUACUUCAGUCUUGAACACAGGAGAAAGAAUAGAAUCAAAUCAUACCUCGUCAUUGUUCGGAGCCAGGAUAUUUGCAAGAGCUGCACCUGGAUACACGUCUUGCGCCGGCAUCCAUAGCCAUUGGUGUGGUGUACAAUACCUCCUACCAUUCUCGUUUCCUGUACGUUGAAUCUGGUCAGCCCAAUCAUCGGCCAUCCCUUACAAAUUCCAGCACACCCAAAUUUCCAACUCCCGGUCAUAGUCAUCAAGCGCCAUCCAAUCUAUCUGCACACGGCAACACCACCGCAGUGGUCCAAACCUGGCCACUUUUGGUGUAGUUCAACUCAGCACACCCAGUCACUUUCCCCACGCCACACAGUUUCUUUUUCCCUGCAGCAAGUUACGGUCACAUUCACAUAAUUGGAACCACUAGCGUGCGUGGCUUUUGAGCUGUUCAUUUCAAUUUUUUCCCUUCUUUCUCUACAUCGACCUCGGGGCUUUGUCUGGCAGCCCGCGCUCCAUCAAUGAGCUUCUCUAAACCCACGCAAAAUACCGUCUACGAAUAUACACAGGUAGCGCAGAGGCACGGAAGCCUGCCAUUGACUGGAAGUCCACAUUAUCCACCUCCUAGGAGUGGUCCAAGUCACUCUUCCAAUAACCGUCCUGAGGAACAGAAUAUCGACGUGCCAAUGGUGGUCAUGGACGAGAACGGGUACGUACUGUUAAAAGCAGCGCGACAUAAUCCAGUAUAUGUUGCAGAAGCUUUUGUGACAUUAUCUUGACGUUUUCAUCAUUACCAUUGAUACUCAAGCUUUUCGGGAUCUCCCAGCUAACUUGGUAUAUCUUCAGUAAUUCCUAUACCGGCCUUCGACCUGGCAACUACAUUGAGAAUGGGAGAGAGUAUCAUGGGUUCCACAGGGGCAAAUAUAUGUUCCCUUGUGACGAAGUAAGUCCGCUUCCACAGUGCAGUUACUUUUCAAGGCACCUGUAGCGAAGAAAAGUAGAGCUAACGAUAUGUCUGCAGAAAGAACUCGAUCGGCUCGACAUGUUUCACAAAUUCUUCGAAGUUACCAGAGGAAAGCAUAGAUCAGCGCCUCUGAACCUAGAGCAGCCAGGGAAUUUGAUCAGAAUUUUAGAUGUGGGAACCGGAACUGGAAUUUGGGUUCGUUUUGACUCUUGACCAUUGAAAACUUAUUCUAACAUGUCAUAAUAGGCUAUAGAUAUAAUUGAGUAGGUCUCUUGCCUUCCCCGAGAGUCACAGCAAGUCUCGUAAAAGAACAAACUUCUAAUGUUUAUAUAGCCAAUUGCUAGCCUUCGGAGUUCCCCCAGAAAAGCUGUAUGCAAUCGGAUGUGACUUGGUGCCAUGUCAACCACAAUCGUAAGUCUUGCUGGAUUCUUCAAUCCGAGAUGAACUAACACUUAAAACGCAGUAUUCCUCCAGGGUUGUCAUUCAGACAAAUGGACUUCGAGUCACCAUGGACCGGUUUGGGACUUGAGGACUGGGAUUUAAUACAUAUGCGAAUGCUGAAUGGCAGCGUUGCGAAUUGGCCGGAAGUGUAUAACAAAGCUUAUCAGUAAGAUAUAUACAUAACAUAUCAUCUAGCCGGUUUCGCUAACUAUAAUACACAGGCUACUGAAACCAGGGAUCGGACAUAUUGAACUUGUUGAAUUGGACAUGCAACCACGAUGCGAUGAUGGAACUCUUCCCCACGACUCUCCCUUGAUAGUAUGGACCAGAAGUCUUCUACAAGCUACGGAAGAGUAUUCCAAACCAUUGGCGUAUAAUGUAAACACUGGUCCACAGUUACAACAGCAGGGUUUUGAAGACAUCAAACACGAAAUUAAACGAGUACCUUUGAGCCCUUGGGAUACCCAGGACAUGCAGCAAAGAGAAAUUGGAAGAUGGUUUAAUUUAUGCCUUACCGAAAGCCUGGAACCGCUUACGCUAGCUCCCAUGAUCCGCGUCCGCAGCUGGACCAGAGCUGAUGUGGAGAGACUUACUCAAGAUGCGAGAGUGGAUAUCUGCUCGAGGAGGAUCCACGUUUACUUUGAAAUGUAAGUCCCGGUCCAUCGUCAAUUUUGAACAACAAUGCCCCCAUUUACUAGGAAAUCUAUAUUCUAUUAUUGGGUUAUUAUAUUUGACCGAGACUAAUUAUAAGUAGGCAUAUAUGGACUGCUCGCCGUCCCGCAAAGCCUUAAUAGAAUUCCCUUUCUACGAAGUUGUCAACAACCCGGCUCAGCCUGCACGACAUGGAUCUCAGAUAUCACUUUCAUCUUCAGCACGUCGUCAAGUGCAUUUACAGGGAACUGGAUUAGUCCCUGAUCUCUCUCAUUGGCGGCAUGCGAGGUCGGCCAAGCCAAUUUUCUGCCCGUCCGGGUAAUAAGAAGUGUUGCGGGGGACCGCGCAUGCGCAUAUGACACUCUAAGCGCCGAUAUGGUUCCUGGUAUGAUAUUGUUGGGGGCGUACCGGAAGACAGGUUAGGUGGCCCCGUUUGGUUGUAACACAAAAUGGGAAGGUCGCUGGGAUGACGGCGCGGCGCCUGUUUUAUUCGUCCGGCAUCGCAAAUGCCGCAGCCGCGGAUGGAACGGACCGUUGAAUCAAUAAGGAUUCGAGGGUUGGUUUUUCGGUCACGGUAUCUGGGCGUUUGAGUUACACGACAAAGAUAUUUGGCCCCAGGUCGACUCAGAAUCUCAGGCUGGAGGCAACAGCGAGGCGCAGCAAAGUACAAAGCACGAUUCCGGUUGAAGAAUGAUACUGGACAACCUACGACCUGCGAAUGGUAACGUAGUGACACAAUGAGUUACAGCGAGGCGACCCGAUGGUUUGGCACUGAACUAUUUUUGAUGGUGUGACUACCGAAAGAGUGCGAGUAUUUAAGCGGGGUUAAUAUGUGACGUGUCACUCAUUGGGUGUUCAUGUUCUUCUCUCUCCACCGUAGAGACUGACAUUGGAUACCCAUGAAGGAACGCUGAGCAAGGAAAAUGAGUGAGGGUGAGGUGGCAGCAGCCCGUGGGGGUUGCCUCUCUCCCACAUGCAAGUUGCAAUGUAUCUAAUGUCAAAAUCAGGAUUCCGUGCAGUUAUGGAGAUGGCGGUGAAGAGACGGAAUGUGUGAGAGAGAAUGGAUAUCGUGAAGGAAGGUGUGGUGGGUUUUGAUGAAUGAGAGAUGGUUCCGUGAGGGUGGUAGCGAGAUUGAUUAUGUGGAUGAUCAGCCGAUGGAAUUUUUGUGGUGCGGCGUGGAGACGGAAGGAGAUGUUUUGCAUGAAAUCCUUUUCUUUCUUUCUUUUUGUGUGACUGGUGCAGAAAUGCUCCUUUGGGAGACGGAGAAUUGGUCAGCAUUUUUAUGGGGUGGUGAUGUUGGUUGCGGUUGGGUUCGCGGGGCUUACGGGAGCUGAAGAAUGACUGAUGGGUGGGAUUGAUUUGAGGACGAUAUCGCGGGUAGGAUAUGGGGGCGUGUGGGAUCUUGGAAAGGAUUUGGGUGGAAGAUUGACAUGAUUUUUCAUUUAGAUUCAGGAACUUAGAGGUCGUGAAGAUUCCUGGAUACAGUAGCUUAGACUUGGAUCUUGAGAGUCAGUUUACAGUAGUAUAAUAAUAGAAUAGGG